AUGUCAUCUACAGGCCUUCCAUCUCCUUCUUGCACUAAGCCCACAGGAAGCGCUGCUGCUGCCGCUGGCGGUGUGGCUGCUGCACGUUGGGAGGCUGCAAAUUGCACUAGUGCAGGUGUUGCUGCAGCACCUGCAACUGAGACUGCAUCUGAUGCUGCAGAUCCACCCCAGUCGUCGUCGAAGUCUAUGUCAUCUACAGGCCUUCCAUCUCCUUCUUGCACUGAGGCCACAGGAAGAGUUGCUGCUACUGCCGCUGGCGGUGUGGCUGCUGCACGUUGGGAGGCUACAGAUUGCACUAGUGCAGGUGUGGCUGCAGCACCUGCAACUGAGACUGCACCUGAUGCUCCAGAUCCACCCCAGUCGUCGUCGAAGUCUAUGUCAUCUACAGGCCUUCCAUCUCCUUCUUGCACUGAGGCCACAGGAAGUGCUGCUGCUACUGCC
Molecule: messenger RNA, 441 nt
Organism: Cyclospora cayetanensis
Lineage: Eukaryota; Apicomplexa; Conoidasida; Eucoccidiorida; Eimeriidae
Product: testis-specific gene A8 protein-like
Exons: 1
Source: RefSeq, a predicted model, not a curated record